AUGCGCCAGCAGCCACGAGGACAGGCUCGGUCCGAGCUCAGUCAAUGGGUCCAGCCGUUUCCGAUUUCCAGUCAGUUUGCCAGCCUUGCUGCUGCUGCUGCCGCCGCUGCUAGUGCUGGUGGUGCUGCUGCUGGUGCUGGUGGUGCUGCUGCUGGUGCUGGUGGUGCUGGUGCUGGUGGUGCUGGUGGUGCUAGUGCUGCUGGUUGUGCUGGUGCUGCUGGUGCUGCUGGUGCUGCUGGUUGUGCUGGUGGUGCUGGUGGUGCUGGUGCUGCUGGUGCUGCUGGUGGUGCUGGUGGUGCUGGUGCUGCUGGUGCUGCUGGUUGUGCUGGUGCUGCUGGUUGUGCUGGUGCUGCUGGUGGUGCUGGUGCUGCUGGUGCUGCUGGUGGUGCUGGUGCUGAGAGCAACAGGCUGAUAGUCCCCCGCAGCAAGUGGGCUCAAGGGCUCGUGGCAAGCCACAUGAAUGUGCCGGCUGAGCCUCCCAAGAGAGGUGAGCAGAAGUAA
Closterium sp. NIES-65 is the source of this 501-nucleotide messenger RNA. The record is from the annotation of a GenBank genome assembly. NCBI's taxonomy places the organism in Eukaryota, Viridiplantae, Streptophyta, Zygnematophyceae, Desmidiales, Closteriaceae.